Pyrus x bretschneideri (Chinese white pear) is the source of this 1095-nucleotide messenger RNA. Its product is annotated as F-box protein CPR1-like. The transcript has a single exon. The record is from RefSeq and is a predicted model, not a curated record. NCBI's taxonomy places the organism in Eukaryota, Viridiplantae, Streptophyta, Magnoliopsida, Rosales, Rosaceae. Bases 1 to 1095 code for a protein of 364 amino acids. Gene Ontology annotation, molecular function: protein binding.
AUGGCCUCCAGCAGCUCACCACCAACACCUCCCUUGAAGAAGAGGAAGUUGUCGUCUUCGUCCGUAGAGGAGAACCACCGGACUGCCACCACCGACACCGCCUUUCAGUAUCUACCGGACGUAAAAACCACCGACUGCUCCAAAUUUGAUGGGGAAUUACUACACGAAGAAAUCAUAGGCGAAAUCCUGGUGAGGUUGCCGUCGGUAAAAUCUCUAAUCAAGUGCACCGACGUGUGUAAGUCUUGGAAAUAUCUGAUAGAAAGCCCGUCCUUCAUUGACGCCCAUCUCCGACGCCGCAUCUUCCUCGACCAAAACCAAGUUGCUGAUAAUGAUGAUGACCAACUUCUUGAUGAUGAUGAUGGUGAUGUCGGUAGUCUCCAUCUACUAAAAGGACCCUUCCAUUUUAAGGGAUACUUGCUGUAUUGGGAUAAGCCUGAUUCUGUUUCUGCAUCUUUCCUUAGAUUUGAUAGUACUAACAGCAAGGCUAUAACUAAUUUCAGUUCGACUCACGGCGAACUUACUUCUUUCGAUUACGAUCUGGCCGGGACUUGCAACGGCCUCAUAUGCCUUGCUAAUGAUGAGGACUUCACCCCCGAAGUCCCCGCAAUAAUGUGGAACCCUUCGGUUAGAAAAUUCGUGACUUUGCCCCCUUCUACCAUUACCAUCCCUUGGACCAACGAAGAAGAAGAAGAAAACGUUAACUUGCCAUAUUACAUUUCUACUUCGUUCGGCUACGAUUCCCGCACCAAGGACUACAAAGUUUUGAGAAUAAUUUUUAGUAAUGAUCAUUCUUUUUAUCCUGCCGGGAACACCCCGUAUGGGGUUGAGGUUUACUCUUUAGCCAGAGGCUCCUGGAAGAUUCUUAGUCCUCCUCCUCCAGCUCCACCUGCUGUUUCUUUUCCUGGUUGCCAUCCUUUCUGUAAUAACAACCACAAAUGUCCUAGGAAUGUUUUCGUCAAUGGUGCCGUGCACUGGCUUCUGCCCCACGAUCAAAGCUUUGGCGAAGAUGUUGUUAAAGAAAUCAACCCCAUCUCAUUGAAAGGCCUUCACAAAUCUAGAAUAAAGAAUUCUAAAACAUUCACUAAAGUUGGUUAG